UAAUGAGUUGCGACUCAUCCUUCUUUUUUAGUGAUUCUGAUUUAGAAUAGAAGUGCGAAAUAGCCAAUUCUCUAUGUGCUCAAAAUUAAAUAUUCAUAAACUAUUACUCUAUAAUCUAUUGCCAACUCGAUGGCCAUUGGAUUUUGUUCAUAUUGAUGGCCAUAUUUGUAGUAUUGAUAGUAUUCAGGUUAGUUGAUAUCAUUUAUAUAGAUUUAUGAGUACAUUAGUGAUGUAUUAUUUAACACCUGCAAUAGAGUUUAUAACAGAGAAAUUAAAUAUUUCACAAUCAUUGAGUGCAGUCACUUUGUUGGCUUUUGCUAAUGGGUAUCACAUGUUCAAUAGAUUAAAGGGCUGGAGAUGUCGUCACUGCAAUUGUGGCCACUGAAACCUUGGACGGCAUCAGCUAUAAUAUCGGUUCUUUAUAUGGAGCAGGUUUUUUUGUGGCCACAUUAGUUGUUGGAAUAACUAUAAUUAAUUCACAAUCAUACAUAGUCAUGAAAUCGUAUUUUAUUUGGAGAGAUAUCUUAUUUUAUAUUGUUGCAACAAUCAUAGUAAUUAUAUAUGGAAUAGUGGGCGGAUUUUCAUUGAUUGAUUCUGCAUUCUUAUUGUUAAUUUAUAUAAUCUUAGUAAUUAUAGUAUUAUUUUAAGACAAGUUUUCAAGUAUAAAUUUAUACAUUAAAUAGGUCGAUCUAAAAAAUAAUUUGAUGAAUUUUUAAUUGAAAAUGUGAUGGAUGAAACCUAGGUAACUGAGGAAAUCCAACCUGAAUUGCAAGAUGCUCAUCUCAAUCAAGAUAACAAAAAGACUUGUGCUGAUAAAACAUUUUGUGUUGUAGACAUCCCCUUUAGAUUCAUCUUGAAAUAUAGUAUACCUCCCUCUUCUAAUGUAACCAAAUCUACUUUGCUAAUUACCAUUUUCCCAAGUCUUAGCUUCGUCUACUUCAUAUUAGGAUCAAAUAAUUACGACAUUUUCAGCUAUCUAUACAUAUUGUCCAUCUCUAUUGUAUUAGUCAUUGCAAUUUAAACAUCAUAUCCAUAAGAUAAUGUAAUAUACUCCAAAUUUAAAAUAGCAAUUACCUAGCUACUACAUUUACAUUUAGAUCUACAUAACCAUAGUAUCCUUGGUUUGGAUCUAUUGUUUGAGUGGAAUACUCAUAGAUACUCUUACCUUUUUUGGAAUGCUAACCAAUCUAUCCAAUUCUUACUUAGGCAUGACAAUCAUUGCUAUGGGAAAUGCACUACCAGAUGGAAUAGUUACCAUGACUCUUGCCAAAUAAGGGUAUGCCAUUAUGGGAAUAACAGGAGCGUAUCAAAGUUCAUGAUAUAUAGAUAUUUUGGGUAAAUUUUUGGAUUACUAGUGGGUCUAGGCAUAUCACUUGUGAAAACUAAUUUGAAAACAGGUGCCAGUGUUGAAUUCGAUUUGUUUAAUAAAGAUCUAAUUCAAUAAAAUUUAGUAAAUAGAAACCUUAUUAUUAUAGAUAAUGAUUAUCAUCAUAUUUUCCACUCUAUUUGUAUUGAUAAUCACUUUUUUAUAUGGUAUUGUAAAGAAGUAUCAUUUCGCCAGAGAUCUUUCAGUUUUGCUAAUAUUGAUAUAUGUAUUAGUAUUAAGCACAAUUACUAUAAUUGCUAUAUAUGACGCUGUUUGA
This is a messenger RNA of Paramecium octaurelia, 1643 nucleotides long. The record is from the annotation of a GenBank genome assembly. NCBI's taxonomy places the organism in Eukaryota, Ciliophora, Oligohymenophorea, Peniculida, Parameciidae.